This is a messenger RNA of Recurvomyces mirabilis, 969 nucleotides long. RefSeq lists its product as uncharacterized. NCBI's taxonomy places the organism in Eukaryota, Fungi, Ascomycota, Dothideomycetes, Mycosphaerellales, Teratosphaeriaceae. The transcript has a single exon. The coding region runs from base 1 to 969 and encodes 322 amino acids. The record is from RefSeq and is a predicted model, not a curated record.
AUGUCGUGGUCGGGUUGCGCGAACCUCCAUCACCCAAGGGUUACGUCGCCGCUCGCUCACAAUGUGAUCACCGCCUCUGAUCCAAGCAGUUACUUCGCCGACCCUGGUAGUCCAUGUGACAGUGCUGCUGCCUCUGCUGCGUCUUCCCCUUCACCUCCGCCUUCUCCAGGUCUUCAACUCCCGAGAUUGACAACCACGAUCAAGCGCCCAAGGAAGGCUCUCAAUGGUGUUGCGCUCCCAGAAGUCGAAGAAGCGGAGGUCGAGGAGGCACGGGCUUCACCGGAAAUUGCUUCGCAAGGGAGUCCCAGGGAGGGCGAAGACGGCCCACUUUCGCCACGCGACCAUAAAUACGCAGUGCUUCAACCAGCAGCACCACCUUCAACAAACACGCCAUCAACAGCACCGCUCGCAUCCCUAGCCCUUGCCGCGGUCUCAGAACAGGCGACAUCACAGCCACUGCAAUCGAACCUCGACCCGCAGCUCUUCCUUUCGAACUUUCGAAGCUAUGAAACGACAAGCCCGACGCUACCAGGGAGCAAGCCAUCAGACAACGGAAAUAAUGAUGCAACGUCGCCCGACCUCAGUUCCGACAACGAACGUCUGUCGGAUCCUACCACCACGACUUCACUCUCCGAACACCACGCAUCACUGACAUCGCCACAAAGCCUCAAGCGCAAAGCCAGCGAGCUGGAAGGCCAUGAGGACGAGGAGGUUGUUGCGACGACGGAGCUAGAGGAGGGCGAGAUAAGAGGAGCUGAGGACGAUAAUAGCGGAGCGGAGUACGAGGAUGAGUACGAUGGCGAAGGCGAGGACCAGUAUGAGCCACUGGCAUCCUUCUCACCAAAGCGGCACAAGAGUCGUCGUGCAGUGGAAGAUAGUGCCCAAUGGCGGAGAAUAGUAGCCGAAAAUAUGCGGUAUGCCUUUUACUUGGAGGAGCCGGAGGGUGAUGGGGCGAGGCUGGAAGCAUGA